CGCACCAGAGACGGCGAACAUGACUGAAAUUAUAUCAAACGCGUUCUGUCUCGCGUUGUUCUUGGGUUUGGGGGUUUCAACACCUCAAGGAAGUAGGUACAACGAACCGAUUCUACAAAAUGAAAGAUAUAGUGAAUUCAAUGCAGCACGAAAGUUUGAUGAACCCGCGGUGGCGUACGAUGUUAAAUAUAAGCCGAAUGGAGUAAUGGGGCAGGAAGCUGAAAGGGAUCUAUUAUUUCAAAAUGCAGGCUAUAAUCAAAAUACCUUUCAAGGCAAUAGAGAGGAAAUUUCGCUAAAUACCCAGCAUGUGCCUCUCAAUCCAUCUUUAACAAAUCAAGAAUAUCAGCGAGAAUCAGUUCUAAACAAAUAUGAAAUAAGUGCCAUCAACAACGAACAAAGGAUAUUGCAUAAAUAUCCAGAAGAUUUCAAAAAUAUCAACAUACAAAGGAAUAUAAUGCCCCGGGAUAAAGAGGAGCUUAUCAAUGAGGAAAGGAAUAUAAAGAAAGUAAAAGAUCUCGCACCUGCAGUGCUAUAUAAACCUUCCUUGUCUCAAGUAAACAGAAUUCAAAACUUUCGACCAAACUAUGAAGAAAACCGUGAAAUCAAUGUUCCUGGCAUCGGUGCCAUGAUGUCAGAAUCAAAUAACAACAGAAAUGUUAUUUUAUCAAAAGUAAAUUCUAUUUCUCAAAUAAACCAUAUCAAUGAGAGACUCAAUUUGCCAGUUGAGCGUUUAGCCAAUAGCAUGGACCAAAAUCGUGACGAAGACGGAAUACAAAUAGACGUACCAAUAGCAACACCUGAGUACAUAAAUUCAAUUUUGAAUAACUACAAACCCAUGACACAAAGAAACUUAGUCUCCCUUAAUGGUAUGAAAAAUGAAAAUAGUUUACUUUAUAGUACACAAAACAUAAAAGGAACCUUUCAAAAUCCUUCAGCAGAAAUUCUUUACAAGACAGGCCGAGCAAAACCAUAUGAAAUAAGUAGCGAACAAAUAUCAGAUUUGCCUCAGGGACAAGCACGCGUGGGAAAUAUUUUAAGCAACCCUCAAAGAUUAAAAGAUAUUUAUAUAUCUUCAAAACCAUCGAAGCGUUACAUGGUUGUGUAUCCAGAUGGUAGAGUGGAGCAAGUUGAUGAGUUGGAAAAAAUCCAGAAAAAUUAUCCAAAUUAUGUAAUGCUUCAAGCUAAAGAACUUUUGCAGAAAAGUCAAGUGAACCCAGUUAUAACUCCUGAAAUACGAGGCUCUGAUAAGCCAGUUCUCUCUACUAUUUCGCCGAUACUACCAAUAAAUCCCUUAACGGAUAGCAAAACAAAUCAAUUAAAUAAAAUUGAUUCUCAAACUGUAAAAGAUCAAAAAGUACCUGUCACUACCGACACUGUCAUUGGUCCGUAUAAAGAUGCUGAAGAUCUGUUGUCAGAUUUGAAGCUCGAGAAGGCUGAAAUAGAACCCAUUAAUCCAGUUCAGCAAGUCUCUUCUUAUAAUGAGAACGUAAUAAGUACACCUGAAAUUAGUCAAGGACAAAACAUUUUGGAUAAAAAUGAAUACCCAAAUCCUGGCCAUAAUGAAAUAAUUCCUACAACAGAAAUCCCCUCAAAGGAAGAAAUAGUUACAACUACUAAAAACACGGUAUCAGUUGAACCGGACCCUCCUGGGAAUAAUCAAGUUUCUGAUAAUCAAGAUCAACACAAUAGAUCCUCGCUAGAUAAUAGUCGUGAGAUAGAUCAAUUGCCUACAAAGUCGGAAAAAGUAACAGAUAACCAUAUAAAACCUAAUAAAAGCACAGAAUCAAAUGAAAAUUAUGAGGAGGGUAAAACUACAGAAACCUCUAAUCCUGAAAUACGUUCCCCUAACGAAGACACAGAAUUAUCUAAUCAAAGUUUAGGUUCAGAUAUAAGCAGUUCCCCAACGCCACCCGAACUAUCGCAAAAUACUGAAGCUAGUAAGACAAACGUAUCAAAUGAGACAGUAACCGCUGAUGGAGACAAGGAUUCAAAUGGGAAAAUACCUAGCACAGAAGUUGAAAAGAAAUAUGAUGAUGAAAACGUAGAUAGCAUAGCACCGGGUACGGAAUCGGAUAUAAAUUCUACUACCAGUGAAGCUACUUCACUAUUUUCUCCAGUGAACCCUGAAACAACGGAUCCCACGAUAGACAGAACAACGGUCGAAAAUGAAAGUAAAAACAUAACCAAUUAUACACCACUUUUAUCAAAUGGAGGAGCACUUAUAGAUGGAGAGGAAGCCUCGAAUUCAACUCAACCGGAAUCAAUUAGUUCAAUCUCCAGUCAGGGAGAUAAUAAAAACACUUCUAAAGUCCAGUCUUCUGAUGUGUAUGAUGAUGCUUCUUAUAAGGAUGCGUCUCCCUCUCGUAAUAAUUCUGAAAGUAUACCCCUUGAAGACGACGUUUCACGAGAGGAAUCAGAUUUAAAUAAAAAGCCGAGCUUAAGUCUUAAACAGAAUGUAUCCAAUUCUGAGGAGGAAUUGAACCCUAUAUCAAAGGAAAGUGUGAAAGAAAAUUCAAGUAUAGCGAUCGACGACGUCCAAGACACAGUUAUAAAUUCAAGUCCAGACAGUGGACUGUCCGCUUCAAAUAAUGGAGAGAGUUCAGUACCAAUAGCUACUUCUUAUGAUUCAUACUACCAGAAUUCUACCGACAAGAAUGUUGAAGAGAGACGCUAUGAAGAUGAAGACGAUAAAGAAGAAACGUCAAAUGAUAAACUUCAAACAGACGUGUCCACACCACCAGCUAGUGCUGAAAGUACAGACAGUGAACCAUCGUGGUUUAACUUCAAUGAGAGUCUGUUAAAAAAGCUAUUGAGUAACGAUGACUUACACAAUUCAUUCUAUUUCUUGUUCCCGCGACCGAAACCUAAUAUAAAAGAGACGAAAGAGACAAUUUAUCCGAACGGAACCGUCGUUAUUGAGACGACUCAGACGAUGGAUGCUGACGACGGAGAGAAAACUACUUCAAAAUCAACUCAUCGCUGCGUUAGUUGUAGAGCAUGUAACAAUACCUAAAAACAUAAUAAAUGAUUGAGAGCAGUCAUUAUUGUUAUUAAAAGUCUCAAAUAAUUGUAAACGAAUGUAUUGGGGGAGUUGUUUAAGUAUAUAUAACAUUUGUUGUAAUUCAAGUAUGUUUUAUUUAUAUAACUUUAUUUCAAACCACUUCAUGUAAAGACGUAAGCAACUAGAUUUUCAAAAGUGGAAAAUUAUUGAAUAUUCUUCCUAUUGAUUUAAUAGCUUGCAGAAUAAACUACACAUUAAGGUAUAUAAUAAA
This is a messenger RNA of Danaus plexippus (monarch butterfly), 3272 nucleotides long. RefSeq names its product homeobox-like protein HDP1. NCBI's taxonomy places the organism in Eukaryota, Metazoa, Arthropoda, Insecta, Lepidoptera, Nymphalidae. The record is from RefSeq and is a predicted model, not a curated record. Bases 20 to 3013 code for a protein of 997 amino acids. The transcript is spliced from 13 exons.